AUGAACCGCCACGACGAUGAUCUCACUGCUAACAACAGCAAGAAGCGCAAGCUCGGCGACGACGACGAGUUGUCGGACAUGUACCUCGCGCGACUUGAUGCGUUUCGCAAAUUCGACCAAGAUCGCAAUGACAUGGUCCAGGAGCUUAUCAUUAAAUAUAAUAACUUGAAACAGCUCUACGAGCAUAAAGAAGCCGAGUACGAGAGUGAACGCGAAACUCGGUUGAUGUGGCAGAAGACUGCCAAAGAACAUGACUCCGAGCUUCGCCAGCUGAAGCUUGUCACCGAGUCCAAUUCUUUCGUAUAUGCUGCCAUUGACGGUGAUGGUGCCUAUUUUAAGGAUGACUUCAUCGCCCAGGGCCAAGACGGUGGCUCCCAAGCUGCCUAUCAACUCCGAGCCGACAUCAAGAGCUAUCUCCAAAGGCAAUAUCCUGCUGCCAACGUUGAAGAUUGGCGGAUCAUUGUCCAAGUAUUCCUCGGGGCUGACGGCCUCAACAAGAAACUCAGGAACUGCGGUAUCAUCAGAGAUCCUCAGAAUAGCGUAACAUCCUUUGGCAUUGGUUUCGGUCUCUCGCAGCCUCUCUUCUCCUUCGUAGAUGUAGGUUAUGGCAAGGAGAGAGCAGACCACAAGAUCACGGAGAUGAUGCGGGCGAUGAUUCGGCUACACCAGUGUAAACACCUGUUCUUUGGUCCCUGCAAUGACAACGGCUAUCUCAACUUCUUGGAGGAAUACAAGCGGGACGAUGCCGUCGCGAAGAAGCUGACUCUGAUUGAGACGCAAGCAGCACAGCGCGGCUUCACAGCGCUCGGCCUGUCUCGCAUCAGCUUCCCGGCUGUUUUCCGUUCUGAACCUCUUCCCGAUAGCCAGCCACGACCGGUUGCAAAUGGCGCUUACGCCAAUCCUGCACCGGCAUCACUGCCAUUCUCUACUAUCACUGCUAAUAGUAGAGAACGGCGCGCCACUGUAGCUGAAACGGGGUCGCCUCGAGAUGCUUACGCUGCGCCGGCCAUGGAGAGGGACCCUGAUGAGAAGUAUAUUUUGCUCAAUGCAGAUCGCGAUCGAGUGGACGAAAGACUGCGACCUGCCGAUCCCAUGGCAGAAGCUUCGUAUAAGGAGAAGACAAGACGGCAGGGGAGAAACUUCUGCAACUUCUACCAUCUAAAUGGAUUGUAA
Messenger RNA from Phaeoacremonium minimum UCRPA7, 1173 nucleotides. RefSeq names its product putative c-x8-c-x5-c-x3-h type zinc finger protein. The transcript is spliced from 2 exons. The record is from RefSeq and is a predicted model, not a curated record. NCBI's taxonomy places the organism in Eukaryota, Fungi, Ascomycota, Sordariomycetes, Togniniales, Togniniaceae. Bases 1 to 1173 code for a protein of 390 amino acids.